Pyricularia pennisetigena is the source of this 648-nucleotide messenger RNA. RefSeq lists its product as uncharacterized. NCBI's taxonomy places the organism in Eukaryota, Fungi, Ascomycota, Sordariomycetes, Magnaporthales, Pyriculariaceae. The record is from RefSeq and is a predicted model, not a curated record. The transcript has 4 exons. The coding region runs from base 1 to 648 and encodes 215 amino acids.
AUGCAGAUCUUCAGCACCAUGCUCAUCGCCGCCGCGGGCGUCUUGUCCGCCGCCGUCAACCCCGCCGCGGUUGCCCAGUUCUCGCUCCAGACGCGUGCCAACGGCGAACAGAUGAGCUUCUCCAACGUCAUCAUGAACUCGGCCGCCUACAAUGUCUUUUUGACUGCGGACCUCCGCUACCCCGAAGGCACCGAGCCUCCCAAAUCUAAAAGCCAGAGCCAGAAGGGAGCUCUGCCAACGGUCAACAAGUACGCGGCGGUCUCGAAUUCCGCGGCGGUUUCGAAUUCCGCGGCGGUCUCGAGUCCCACCUCGGACGAGAACCCUGACAUUAUCUAUGUGCUUCAGUGCACCGAAGCUGGUUUCCGCGGCAAAUGCACCGUCUUUGGCGCUCCGGCCGGCAGAUGCGUCUCCUACUUUGACUUCAACUCGAAAGGCUCCAAGGACAUUAGCGACCGCUUCAACAACAAGAUCACCUCCCUGUCCACCAACACCGGCGGCGUCUGCCAGUUUUACAAGUACACUGGCUGCGACGAGUCUGGCUGGGACCGCGGCCUUGCCACGUCCUACAACUUCAACCUGGGCGUUCCUCUUCCCCAGGAUACUCGUACUACCCAGUACCAGAACAGGAUCAGCUCGUGGAGGUGCUAG